Messenger RNA from Sebastes umbrosus (honeycomb rockfish), 6803 nucleotides. RefSeq names its product cytoplasmic polyadenylation element binding protein 2 (gene cpeb2). The coding region runs from base 401 to 2578 and encodes 725 amino acids. Gene Ontology annotation, biological process: negative regulation of cytoplasmic translation. NCBI's taxonomy places the organism in Eukaryota, Metazoa, Chordata, Actinopteri, Perciformes, Sebastidae. The record is from RefSeq and is a predicted model, not a curated record. Gene Ontology annotation, molecular function: translation factor activity, RNA binding; mRNA regulatory element binding translation repressor activity; ribosome binding. Gene Ontology annotation, cellular component: cytoplasm; nucleus; neuron projection. The transcript is spliced from 11 exons.
AGGAUCUUUAAUCCUCUGCAGCAGCAGACCAGACCAGCCGGUAACCGGAGGAGGGGGGACCGGAAUGGACCGCACAGGCUCGGCAAGGAUACACUGAAGGCCUGGUCUUAAUACCCGUCAUCAUAUCAACCGAGUGGAACCGAGACAAGGACCAGAAGGACCAGAAGGACCCAGAAUAUCUGCAGGCCAGACCUCCUCCUCUCUCCUCUCUCUUCAGAAGAGCUGGUUGAAACAUACUGUUCAUGCAUUGGACUCGUUUAAAAGCCCAGUUGUAGCCGGCUGUCGGAUACUGCGCCGGUUCCUCCCGGCGGCCCGGUUCUGGUUCUGGUUCCUCCCGGUGGUUUUCGCCCUUCAGCACCGGCCCCUGCUGUUCCUGUCAGCUGCUGCGCAUCAGCAGAACAUGCAUGAUGAGCCUGUGGGGGUGACAACCACGCACAUACUCCCGUCGACCGAGGAACAGGACGGUACCUGCAGAACCGACACCAGAACCGGGAAAUUCAUCCACCGAACCGACGGUCCCCUGAGCGCAUUCACACCGGAUCAUCAUCAUCAGCAGAUACCAGAUCAGUUCUGUCCUCCGCAGUCUGUCUGUGACCUUCAGCAGCAGCAGUCCAGUCAGCAGGCUGCGUUCGGUCACCUGCCGGUUCCGACGCGCCGUGCAGCAUUACGCGCAUUACGCACCGCUGCAGAGCUCCAUUGGAGCGGCUCUCCAGAACCAGAGGAACCGGCUGCUUCUGUGAACCAGAACAACAUCCAAAUGGACUCCCCCAUCGUGCACCACAUCAGUAACGGCAGCGGAACCGGUACCGGUACCGGUACCAUGCUGUCCGGUGGUCUCAACACCGCCUUCCAGAACCUCCCGACCCAGGAGCUGCAGAGCGCCUCUCCUUCGGUACCUGGGUCUGGGUUCGGCACCCCGUGGUCCGUCCAGACCAGCUCCUCUCCACCUCCUCCUGCACCCAGCUCCAUCAACCUCCACCAGAUGCCCCAGCAGGACUCUGACAGCAGCUUCUACCCGGGUCUCUCCUCCUCCUCCUCCAUCAACCCGGCGGCCUUCUUCCAGAGCUUCUCUCCGGUGUCGGUUAAUCCGUGCUCCGGGAUUAACGUGCAGAGCUUCAGCGGUUCUUUCAACGUCCCUCAGCAGCAGCAGAGCCGCAGGUCCCCGGUCAGUCCUCAGAUGCAGCUCCAGCAGGGAGCCUACCUGCAGCAGAGGAACAACUACAACCAACAUCAGCCCAUGGUGAAGCAGUCUCCGUGGGGCAGCCACCAGGGUAAUGGCUGGGGCUCCGGUGGGAUGUCCUGGGGCCGGGACCACCGCAGAGGGAACGGCAUGGGCGUACCCGGCUCCGUCAGUCACGUCUCGCCCCUGAAGAAGCCCUUCUCCAGCAACAUCAUCGCUCCUCCCAAGUUCCCACGCUCUGCUGGAUCACUGGGGCCUAAGUCCUGGUUAGAGGAGAACAUGUUCCGCACAGACGGCAACAGCAACACCUUGUUGCCCCUGCAGGACCGCACCAGAAUGUACGACAGUCUGAACAUGCACUCUCUGGAGAGCUCUCUGAUCGACAUCAUGCGAGCCGAGCAGGAUCCCAUGAAAGGCCGUGUGGGAUGCCCUAACCCCGGGGCCGACGGCCUCCUCAUGCUCAAUGCCAGGAGCUAUGGGAGACGUCGAGGCCGCUCCUCCCUCUUCCCCAUUGAUGACAAUCUCCUCGACGACGGCCACGGCAACCAGGGCGUCCCCGGAGUCCACGGCUCCCCCAACUGUUACCCCCACCAGAACGGGGAGCGCAUCGAGCGCUUCUCCCGCAAGGUGUUUGUGGGAGGUUUGCCUCCUGACAUAGACGAAGAUGAAAUAACCUCAAGCUUCCGCCGCUUUGGUCACCUGGUGGUGGACUGGCCACACAAAGCAGAGAGCAAGUCCUACUUUCCACCUAAAGGUUACGCGUUCCUGCUGUUCCAGGAGGAGAGCUCAGUUCAGGCUCUGAUUGAAGCCUGCAUGGAGGAGGACGGGAAGCUCUACCUGUGUGUCUCCAGCCCCACCAUCAAGGACAAACCCGUGCAAAUUCGACCGUGGAACCUGAGCGACAGUGACUUUGUGAUGGACGGAUCUCAGCCCCUCGAUCCUCGCAAGACCAUCUUUGUGGGAGGCGUCCCUCGCCCCCUGAGAGCAAUUGAGCUGGCCAUGAUCAUGGACCGUCUCUACGGCGGCGUCUGCUACGCCGGCAUCGACACCGACCCGGAGCUCAAGUACCCCAAGGGGGCGGGGCGAGUGGCCUUCUCCAAUCAGCAGAGUUACAUCGCUGCCAUCAGCGCCAGAUUCGUCCAGCUGCAGCACGGAGACAUUGACAAGCGGGUGGAGGUGAAGCCGUACGUCCUGGAUGACCAGCUGUGUGAUGAGUGUCAGGGUGCACGCUGUGGAGGCAAAUUCGCUCCCUUCUUCUGCGCCAACGUCACCUGUCUGCAGUACUACUGCGAGUUCUGCUGGGCCAACAUCCACUCCCGCGCCGGGCGAGAGUUUCACAAGCCGCUGGUCAAAGAGGGAGCGGACCGCCCACGCCAGAUCCACUUCCGCUGGAACUAGAGGUGCGACCACGACCGCGGUGACACAGUCAGAGGGAAGGGAAACAAAACCCCCGGCUAACAGGAAAGAGAGCAUCGCUCUGCCUCUCCUGCUCUCCUAAGCUAUCAGUAUAAUCCAGUACGUAACACUAUACAGUAUAUACUAUAAUAUAUAUAUAUAUAUCUAUAUAUCUUUUGUAGCAGCCAAACACCACAAGCCUCAGUUUUUCACCAAAACCCCCCUCACAUCUCAGGCUCUGACAACUCUUUUGUGGUACUUUCAUCUUUUUCUAAGAGGAGAUUUAAAAAAGAGAUUGAUUUUUGUAGGUUUUUUUAUUAUUAUUAUUUUUGUAUGUGAGAUUUAAAAGUAGAUAAUGGGAAUGUUUUUUUGCAUGGGGGCAGCUCGUCUGUCUGUUUGUCUGCUGCUAUAGCCGCCACCCGACAGUGCGUGUAUAGAGCACACUUGCUUCUGGGAAAACCUUGAUUCUCUUAACGUCGACGCCUGCCCCAGGUCAUUAACCAAAGGUAGCAAACAAAAGAGAUAGGAAAUUGACACAAAACAAUUGUUUUUUAAACGUUGCCAUGGGCUCUUUCUUCUUGUUAGAGAGUUUAUUAAAAUAAAAUAGGGUUAUUUCUGCGCUCAUACUGACCCAUAGAGUGAUACCUCAAAAUACUAAAUCUGGUUCCUGCUAACUGUAUUCAACAUUUAUACUUAACAAGCUAUUUUAGAAGCUUUGCUGCUAUAUAUAUAUACGUAUAUAUGAAUGGAUGUGUAGGUAAUAUAUUUAUAAACCAGAAAUUAAAUGCACUCAACCACUAAAUGGCCCCCCAUUGCCGUGGAAAGUGCAUGUUACCACAAUAGGCUUAUAGCUGCACAAAUAGCAUGCAGGAUAAAAACAACACACUGAUAAAAACAAACCACUGAAAUCAUAAUUGAAUAAGUAGCAUGACCGUCUAUUACAGAUGCCUACGAGGGACAAACAAAAAAAAAAAUCAGACAAAGCUAAAUAAAUAAAAAAAAUAACAUAUUUAAACUUGCAUGCGUUGAUGUUUAUCUGUUGUUUACAUACUUAACAAGAAGUGAUAUUGGUUCUACUGUAGUGGACGCCAUCAUCUUGUGACAUGGUGGCUUGUAUGGCAAAAAACAAAACAAAAAAAAGCUCCUGUUGUGAGAAGCAGAGUGGUGUUCAGUGGUUUGUGUCGUCCCCGUGCUGUGUGACUGUUUCUAGUGUAGACUGAGGCUCUAGUUUAGUUUAGAGGAGAAUUAAAAACGUCUAAAUGAGUCCAAAGGUCAGUCUGAUAGAGCGUCGCCCUGGCAGAACUAAUGCAAACAAAACACUUUAAAUGGGAGAAGCAUCAUUAGAACAUCUCUAAACUGCAUAUUUUGUAAUGAAUCAGUCAGGCGUUGCUGCUGCUGUGUGGCUGCAGCAAAGAAAGAUUAAAUAUCUCCACAUCUCCUCAGCUCACGCUUUCACGACGAGGACGAUGACCUCUUGGCGUGCUAAAGAUGAAACUCUCCUUUGUUUUGUGUUGUUUGUCUGUUUGAUUUCCACCUUGAAUUACUCUAAAAUAACUAUUUAGGGACAAUCUUUGUUUGAGUACGGCGGCCCAGCCGUCCGUUUGGUACUGUACAAGUGUGUCGUCGUGGUUUUUGUGUUCCACGCCCCCCCGGUGUGUGCUCCUCCUCGGUAUCGAUGUAUACUGUUACAAAAUUAUUUUUACGUCAUAUAAUUUAAUUUGUUUGUGUCAACUACUUACCCAUCACUGGCCCUUCAAUAUGUUUUUUUUUUUAUAAUAAUAUAUAUAUUAUGCACUACUUUUCUAUACCCCUACUCGUUUUUAUUUCUUAUCCACCCCCCCUCCACCCCUUUAAGUGAUUUCAGUGCAGAUGUGGAUUCUCUCCACCUAUUUAUAAUCCUACAGAUGAUUUAUUACAUUUUUUAUUUUUUCAUGAUUGCUUAUUUAAGAUGUAGCGUGAAAAGCAGUGGUCUUAAGUUAUCUAUGUUCUGUAUGAGUAGAGCAGGAAUCCAAUAUUUUCUAAUAUAUUCUAAUGUAGUCUGGAUGUUGUGAGGACGGGGGAGUCGGGAUGGCGUCGCGCGCUUUGACGUGAUCGAGGUGGAAGUUAAAGGGCGGGUCCAUUAUUUUUAAUAUCAUUCUGUAGCUUCCCAGUUCCUUAUGUAUUCAAAUCUGAAUAUUCAAAUUUUGGUAUGUUUUAGCAUCAAGAUACUAUUAGCCCUUCUAAGAAUGUUUUCCCACAUGGUGACCUGACGUAGGUUUCUGCAUGAUGACGCUGCUACAUGUACAGUUUAUAGCAGGGGUCUCCAACCUGUUUUCCUUUGAGAGCUAAUUUGACGAUAUGAAAGUGUCUGAGAGCUUCUCAUAGCACCAAGUUGUACAUCGCCAAUAACAGACAAACAGACAAUUAAUAACCAAACAUGAAAGCGGCAUAACUCCUCUAAUCGACAGCUGAUUGGCACGUAACCAUUUUGUGUCAGAAGGGGGCGGGAUGUCUGUGAAUUUGAUUGGAAAGAAAUUUAAACAAGGUUACAAAGUGACUUUGUGUUAUCAAAUAUAUGUGUAUAUGUUCUUUUUGUACGAUUAGAGAGCCACUCAGAAACGGGCGAGCUACUUGUUGGAGACCCUUAGUAUAUAAACAUCCUUGUAGUCAGUGUCUUAACGUUACAUACAGUAACUUAGAUGGCGGUCGGCUGUGUGGACGCCGCGUUAGUUUGGAUCCGAAGGUCACACAAUAACACAAACUAACUUAGCGAUCGAGGCAGCGGUAGACCAGCAACUCCCCUGUUCUGAGAGGUAAAAUAACUGUUUUUACGAAUGGAGUCUGGUGGCUUUGAAGAGAGCGAUAUAACGGCUUCAGUUCCUCGUCGGAAAGGAAGGAAAUUUCCAAACUUUGCACAGCUAACGUUGACUCAACGCUAGUGCUAGCGUUCACAUUAUUCACAAUCUUAUCAAAUAGCUAACGUCUGAGAUGGACCCGCCCUUUAAAGGUCGAGCUCCCGUCGUCCCCGUCGUGGCUUUAGUUCUCAUGAAUGUUUGAAUAUCGUCACCUGUAACACUUGACUCGUGCUGUUUUUGUGAGGUUCUAUUUUCUAUGUUGAACACUGUUACUUUGUUCUGUAUGUGUCUUUGUUUUUGUAAAAAUCAUAUUUAUUUCACUAUUUUUGUAGACAAAAAAAAAACCUAUUUGAUUUUGAUUGUAUUUUUCUAUUUAAAUAGGACAAUUAUACGAUUUAUUUCCCCCCCUCCCCCCCCCCCCCUUUCCAGUGCUAAUUAUGUCCAAAAGUUCUGUUCAAAGACAACGAAUCAUGUCAUUAGUAACAACAUCAAAGUUUUUUGAUACACAGUUGACUCUUAUUUUGAUACACAUUUCAUUUGAAGGAAGGAAACAUGAAGGUUUUAUUCUAUUCUUGGAAGACACUUGAGAUUCUCCCCUGUUUGCAUCGAGGCCCAGCUGCCUGUCCUCGUAGAUGCUCUGAAACUUGAAUAUAACACAUUUUGAAAGGCUGACUAACCUCGAAUCUGUGUUGUGAUGUGCAAUACUGUUUCUAAUGUUUGUAUAAAAAGUAAGAACUACAGUGUAAACCUUUUUAAUGCAGAUUUAUUUUUUUCAUUGCAUAUUUUGCAGAUUUCUGAUCCACAGUGUCAUUUUUUUACUGUCAGAAAAAAUAAACCCCGUUUUUUCAUUGCAACUAUUUUUAAAUCCAGAUAUCUUUGUACUGAUUGUAAAUGAUUGUAGUUAUUUUGGAUAGUGUUUUGCUAACAAAAGGAGAGACUUUUUCAUGCAUAUUUCUAUUUCAUUUCAUCUUGUUUUAUCCCACCUUUUAUUUUAUUUAAUAGUAGCAGAGUUCUUGGAAUAAUUUUUUUCAUAUUUAAAUGUCAUUGGUAUCAUUUUGUAUUUUUAUGUGGAAAUUCACUAUAUAUAUAUAAAAAAAAAUUAAGAUGCUAAUUGCUAAGAUAUUAUUUUGAGUUUAAUUAUUUUUAAAGCUAAAUAUUUGUAAUUUUAUUGUUAAAGUGACUAAUUUCUAAAUCAGAGUUUGUGUAUAGAUUCACAAAAGUGGUUUAUGAGGUGUUUGGAUUGUAAUUAUUACUGAAUGGUUCUUUGAUAUGCAAAAUGAAUAUCAUGUUUAUUUUUAUUUUUGUUGGUUUUGUAUUUAAAUGGGGUGUUGAUUACAAUCUUUUUUUUUUUCUUUCACUUCCUGAAUAAAGACCCGUUCUGUUUGGACACAACA